CACACACACACACACACACACACACACGCAAAGCAUCUCCUUCACUAGGAAGCAAAACCAACGACACCUCACUUGUACAAAACAGACACCUAUACCAAGAGUAAUAUAAUCUUUUGUGUAGUUAUAGUGUGUAACCAACCCCAUUAAUUAUUCCCAACCCCCUCUCUCUCUCUCUAGAAUCCAGGCACAGUUGAACUCGCCCGAGAAUGGGAGACGCCGACUAUGAACUCCGGCCACACCGUGUAGCCAUACCUCCACCUAAACCAUUCUACCAGUCAUUGGAAUCGUCUCUGAAAGAGACUUUCUUUCCUGAUGAUCCUUUCCGGCAGUUCAAAAACCAACCAAUGUCUCGGAAGGUGGUUUUAGGAUUGCAGUAUCUCAUGCCAGUACUUGAAUGGGCUCCUCGAUACACUUUCGAUCUCUUUAAAGCUGAUGUGGUUGCCGGAAUCACCAUUGCUAGCCUUGCAGUUCCUCAAGGAAUCAGCUAUGCCGGUUUGGCCAACUUGCCACCAGUUCUUGGCCUUUAUUCAAGCUUUGUGCCACCAUUGGUAUAUGCCAUGUUGGGAAGCUCAAGAGACUUGGCGGUCGGAACGGUUGCUGUUGCAUCUCUUCUCAUAGCUUCUAUGUUGGGGAAGGAGGUCAAUCCUAAUGAGAACCCUAAGCUUUAUGUUCAGUUGGCUCUCACUGCAACCUUUUUUGCUGGAGUUUUUCAAGCUGGUUUAGGCUUCUUAAGGCUUGGAUUUAUUGUGGACCUUCUCUCACAUGCAACGAUAGUGGGUUUCAUGGGUGGAGCAGCCACGGUUGUGUGUCUGCAACAGCUAAAGGGAAUUCUUGGUCUGGUUCAUUUCACUCAUGGCACAGAUCUUGUCUCAGUCAUGAGAUCCAUCCUCAGCCAAAUACACAUGUGGAGAUGGGAAAGUGGAGUCUUGGGUGGUUGUUUCCUAUUCUUCCUCGUACUCACUAGAUAUUUUAGCAAGAGAAGACCAGCCUUCUUUUGGGUAAAUGCAAUGGCACCUCUAACUUCUAUUAUCUUGGCAAGUGUUCUAGUUUACUUCACCCACGCUGAGAAACAUGGAGUUCAAGUGAUUGGGCACGUAAAGAAAGGAUUGAAUCCAACGUCUGUGUCUGAAUUGGUGUUUGGGUCACCAUAUCUGACGACAGCCAUUAAAACUGGAGUCAUCACUGGUGUCAUAGCUCUCGCUGAAGGAAUAGCAGUGGGAAGAAGCUUUGCCAUGUUUAAGAACUAUAACAUUGAUGGUAACAAAGAGAUGAUAGCUUUUGGGAUGAUGAAUAUUGCAGGCUCUUGCACUUCGUGCUAUUUGACCACAGGGCCAUUUUCAAGAACAGCAGUGAAUUUCAAUGCAGGUUGCAAGACAGCAGUGUCCAACAUUGUGAUGGCCACUGCAGUGAUGAUAACACUGUUAUUCCUCACCCCAUUGUUUCAUUACACUCCCCUUGUUGUUCUCUCCUCCAUUAUAAUUGCCGCCAUGCUCGGCCUCAUCGACUACGAAGCUGCCAUUCAUCUUUGGAAGGUUGACAAGUUCGACUUUGUUGUCUGCAUCAGUGCCUUCCUUGGUGUGGUCUUCGGCAGUGUUGAAAUUGGCUUGGUCAUUGCGGUGGUGAUAUCUCUGGUUCGGGUGCUCUUAUUCGUGGCUAGGCCAAGGACGUUUCUUCUGGGCAACAUUCCCAAUUCCUUCACCUACAGAAGCAUUGAUCAAUACCAAGUUGCAAACAAUGUACCUGGAAUUCUCAUCCUCCAUAUCGGAUCUCCCAUUUAUUUUGCCAAUGCCAGCUACCUAAGAGAAAGGGUUUCAAGAUGGAUAGACGAGGAGGAAGACAAGCUAAAAUCUUCAAAAGAAGCUGAUUUGCAAUAUGUUAUCUUAGAUAUGAGCGGUGUUGGUAGCAUUGAUACGAGUGGAAUCAGCAUGUUUGAAGAAGUACAGAAAACCAUUGACAUAAGGGGUCUCAAGCUCGUAUUAGCUAAUCCUGGAAGCGAAGUGAUGAAGAAACUCGAUAAGUCGAAGUUUGUCGACAAGAUCGGCCAAGAAUGGAUCUUUCUAACAGUUGCCGAAGCCGUAAACGCGUGCAAUUUCAUGCUCCACGCAUGCAAGAUGAAUGCCAAGAGAGUUGAAUCUGAAGCUGCAGAUAACAAUGUUUGAUGGGAACCAUCUUCCAGGAGUAGAAAUGUAAUAGGAUUGCCCAUGCCUUUUAGAGCACCUUCAAAAAUGUAAUAAAAUGUUGUAACUUAGUUUUCUAAUAAGUAUCCAGAUCGAAGGUGC
Molecule: messenger RNA, 2279 nt
Organism: Ilex paraguariensis (yerba mate)
Lineage: Eukaryota; Viridiplantae; Streptophyta; Magnoliopsida; Aquifoliales; Aquifoliaceae
Source: the annotation of a GenBank genome assembly